AUGCCCUGGCAACCGCUGCCCCGUAUCGCCUUCGCCGUCGCGACCUAUCCCUUCGAGACUAAGAACGAGAAUGAGCUUCCCUUAGAGAUCGGCGAUGAUCUAUACAUCAUCGAGGAGACGUCCGACGGCCAAUGGCUACGGGGAUAUCUAUUGGCGCCUCCCUCGCUUCUGGCCGGCUUGACUUCCGUCAAGGGCCAACCCCUCGAAGCUCGCGUCUUCUCCGGCAUAUUUCCGCGCAGCUGCGUCGAGAUACGCGAGGUCCUAGGCGACGGCGACGAGAAUUCGGAAAACAGUAGCAACUACCAAGUAGAUGAUGAUGCGCAGCCGAUUGGCAGCGACUCCGGAAAGAGCGGAGUGGCCCCGAGCACGAGAAAAUCAUACGCCAGAGAAGGGGAAAAUGGCAGUAGACCGCAUAAAUCAAACGGUAUCGCGCCAAACGGGGCCAUCUCGCGAAUUACCGAGUUGAAGAUACGCGAACCGGGCGUACCUAAGCCAGCCGCGCCGGUCCCGAUGCUGAGGCUGGGUGACGAGACGCCUACCUCUACCAUGGAGCCCUUGAUAGACGAGAUCGCGUCAUGCCUGCGCGAGUGGCACUCGACAAACUUCCACGACCUUCUCCUCACUAGGCAAUACACCAAGCUCGACAAAGUAUCCCAGCUAAUUCAGACCCUGGAUUUGUCGAGGCGGCAAUUCCUGCACAACCUACUCACAACCCGCGAAUACAAUGCGCUCCGGGAACGGACGGUCUGGGACUUGGUUAGAGGAAAUAAGCUCUGCGGAGGAGAGGUGAUCGUGCGCGAUCCUAACGAGAGAGGUCGAGUCCUAACCGGCGACGACUCUGUUGUGGAAAUCACUAAGCUGCAGUCCGUUAUGAGCUUGUUGGACGAACCCCCGCAGCCACAUGUCGAAUUGUCCGCGUUGCACCACCUAAUGGUCGAUAUCCGAAGCUUUGCUGGCUCCUCAAACGAUCCCACAACGUUGGUGCUGUACCUCGUCAGCAAAUCGGUCGGGGGAACCCUGACGACGCUCUCGGAAAGCUACAUGAUCGAGGUACCGUCCGGUGGCACGAUGGGCUACUUAACCAGGAACCCCCAGAUGCGCACUUUAUUCACCGACCUGACCUCCGCUGAUAUCGGCGACGGGCCGUCCGCGGACUCCGAGCUGUACCUGAUAGUGAAGGUCCGCUCACCGCAGCAGGUUACCGUAGGCAAGCCGGUCUCGAGGUCGGGAUCGUUCGGCCCGCCUAGCACGCCGUUCUCGAAAGACAAACCCCCUUCUUCCGGCGGUAAUAAGGCUUCCAGGAGGAGCUUGAUGUGGGGGACUACGAGAUCGGCGUUCUCUAGAGGAGGACCGAAGCUCGAUUCCCUCUCGGAGCAACCCGAAGAGCGACCAAGAACAGACGGUCUCGACAGCAGAGACGGAGCGAUGCCCCCGAGCACGGCCGGUUCAAGAGCGGCGCGCCCUUCCGUGGACGGACCGCAGCCGACGCAGAUGAUGGCGGAGAGGAUGGUGGGCAUGGGCGUGUUAAGUCUGAAUUCGAUCAUGAAACAGGACGAGGAGACGGAGCACGUGGUGACGGUAUGGUCGCCGUCCGCGAAGUUCACCGCCGAAAAGUACGACGCUACCGAAGGUUGGGACGGCAUGGUCCGCGAUCUUCUAGAAAGCAAGUCGGGCCACUACGAGAAAUCGAGAAGAGCAGAACGGUUGCAAAUUCACCUGAGGUCUUUCAACAGCCCCGACGCCGACGCUCUUAUCAAAGCGACCCCUACUUUGCUCGCCGGCAUCAGCAAGACCAACAAGAUGGGGUUCUCCGGUGCGCCGACAAAGCCUCGGUCCGAUAUCUAUGUCACGGUUACCGAAGCCCUCUUGGCCCGGCAGAACCUGAUCUCUCGUUUCGGAGCUAGCGCUACGACUAUUUCGAGUAACGUACACGGCGCAAAUCUCAUGGUUUCCAUGGAAGUUCGGCGGUUGUCGGGAGAACGAAUCGAGGAUUGCAUAUAUCCCUCCUCAAAUUCGGAGCCGAUGAGCACGUGGCGCUCGUUCGCCGUAGAGCGCGGCGAACAUUGGGACCAGACUCUUCGGUUGUCGCUAUUGCCUGCCGAUGUCAGCAUGGCGCACGUCGUCUUGACCGUUUCUGACUUGCCUAGCACGCCAUUUGCGAUUGCUUACAUGCCAUUAUGGGACCAGCAGGCGUUCUUGGGUGACGGCAUGCAUUCUCUCCUCCUCUACAAGCUCGACGAAUAUACGCAGACAGCGCAGGCCGGGCCGGCAGGCAGAGGUGGAUAUUUGACUCUUCCUUGGAGCGCUCGCAGCGACUCUAGCGAAGUUACCGGUCCGCUCGCGACGCUUCGAAUCGAAACGUACCUUUGCAGCACGAGAUUCUCGCAGGACCGAAUCAUUCUUGGCUUGCUGAAAUGGAAAGAGGGUCCCAGGGAUGAGAUUCCGUCCUUAUUGAAGCAGCUGAUAUUUGUGCCCGAGAUCGAGGUUGUCAAACUGUUGAGCGAUGUCCUGGAUGGCCUUUUCGGUAUUCUAGUUGAAUACCAAGGCAACGACGAGUACGAAGACCUCGUUUUCACGGCCCUCGUCAGAGUCCUGGGCAUAGUCCACGACCGUCGGUUCAACUUGGGCCCCUUGGUCGACCACUACGCCGAAAACAAAUUCAACUACCCUUUCGCUACGCCUUGCCUUGUGAGAUCCUUUACGCGACUACUGACGAAGCCGACCGAAUCAGAGACCGCGCGAAAACUGAGAGCCACCCUUAAAGUCGUGCGCCAUAUUCUGAAGUUCAUCACGCACGCGAGAGGUCAGCAAAAGGUCAAGGAAGCCGGUAUUGGUAUUACGGGUAGCACUGCCGGCUUUACGCGACACCUGCAGAGCAUCUUCAAGGCUCUCGACUCGAUGAUGCGAAGCACCGCGCCGGUCCUGGUCGGGAGCCAGACGUUGGCGGUGCAGCAUUUCCACACCUGGUUACCCGAGCUCACGGGGUUGCUUACGACCGAGGAGAUUCUUCACAUCGCUAUCGACUUUAUGGAUUCGUGCGCUCUAGUCAAGGGCAAACUGGUAUUGUACAAGCUCGUACUGAUAAUCAACUAUUCUAAGCUAGAUCUCUUCUCCGGCCCAGAGCAACGAUCCGCCCUCAGUGCCAAUACCGUGAGGUGGAUCGCGCCGCAUUGGGGACAAGUAGAAGAAGUCACAGAGCAAUGGAAAGAGCAGGUGCGCCUCUGCUGCUCGGUUCUAUCUAGUCAGGUCGAUCAUCUCAAUGCCGAGAUCCCGGACUACAUCCCGAAGAUCGUAGGGUCGUAUCUGUCUAUUCAAGCUACCGAGCUAAAGCCAAAGAACCGAUUCUCGCUCCUCUUCCCCGCGACCUAUCCGUUUCCCAGCAAGCAGAUAUCAGGCGAUGCCGUGCAGUUUGACGAGGCCUUGAUAGAGUUGUCGGCGAUCCUAUCAGCGCUCGCGAACUCGCCGAGCGGGAUGCAGCUCGAACUGGCGGCGGACGACCUUACGAGCCUCCUAAAGGAUACUCUAAACGUGUACCUGAGCAUUCUCCAGGGAGAAGCCUUCCCGUCGAGCUGGCUCAGCGUGUACAUAUACCACCACAAGUCUACCAUGAGGACGUUGCAGUAUCUUGCUAGCAUCCUCCUGGAAUCUUUCUUGCCUCACCCCGACGAAGCGGAAGACUUCGACACCGAGCUAUGGCGGAUGUUCUUCUGCACGUUGCUCAAGCUCGUAGGUAGCGGACACUUAGCGCUCGAAACAUUUUCGGAGCAGAAGCGAAGAGCGGUUUGGAAAAUUGCCGGCGACGUCAGAGAACAUGGUGCCGACUUGCUGAGACGAACCUGGGAAGCUAUCGGGUGGGAGACGAGCCCCGACGAGCGAAUGCGAUACGGACUGACGAAGAUGGGAGGUUACCAAGUCCAGUACGUGCCUACGCUGGUCGGUCCCAUAGUCGAGCUCUGCUUGAGCGUCCACGAAGGCCUUAGGAGAAUGGCCGUGGAGGUACUCCAGACUAUGAUCGUUAGCGAAUGGACACUGAGCGAGGACCUCUCCGUCAUACAGACGGAGAUGAUCGACUGCCUGGACGGAUUUUUCAAGGAUAAAACCAUGACGGAGAGCAUCUUGCAAAAGCUGUUCGUUAGCGAGCUUCUCGAACGAUUCGAGCCGCUCUCUCAUAUCCCGGGGGAUCCACUAUAUUCUGCGCUGAAGGGUCUCAUCGAAACCAUCGCCGAAUUCCUAGACCUCCUCGUCGCGGUUCACAGCGGCGACACCACGAGCGAGGCUUCUCACCUGAUUAAUCGCUUGCAGCUCAUGGAGUUCCUCAGAGAUAUGCAAAAGGAGGAGAUAUUCAUCCGCUACGUCCAUCAGCUGGCCGCGUUACAGUCCGACGCCAGGAAUCACACCGAAGCCGGGCUAGCCCUUCGCCUCCACGCUGAGCUUUACGAUUGGGACCCGUCGAGAUUGACGGGCUCCCUAACGGAUCCGGACCUUCCAGAGCAGUCGCAUUUCGAGCGCAAGGAGCGCAUCUAUUUCGACAUGAUCAAGCACUUCGAGGACGGGGAAGCGUGGAGCAGCGCCCUCGCCGCUUACAAGGAACUUCAGGCUCAAUACGAGAACAACGUCUUCGACUUCGCUAAACUUGCGAGGACCGAAAGAGCCAUCGCGACAAUCUACGAAAAGCUAGCCAAGGGCGAUAAGCUCGUACCUAAGUACUUUAAGGUUGUUUACAAAGGUCUCGGUUUCCCCCUGAAUCUGCGCGACAAGGCAUUCGUGUACGAGGGUUCGCCGACGGAGCGUACGUCGGCUUUUACAGAUCGUAUGCAGGAGCAGUACCCGGCCGCUCAGAUCCUCACAUCUAGCGACGUCGACAGCGAGGUCGAGGGCCAGUACCUCGUGAUCUCGGCUCUCAGCCCGCAUCGCGACCUCGGCCACCAGGUGUUCCAGCGGGCUAGGGUCCCGCAGCCUAUCCGAGAUUAUCUGCUCUCCGCCCACGCCCAAAUGUUCUCGGUGUCUUCUAAGCGCAGCACUAACGGUCCCGUCGAAACCCACUUCGCCGAAAAGACGGUUUAUACCGCAGCCGAGCCCUUCCCUACGAUCCUGCGACGCAGCGAGAUCGUGAAAGUCAGUACUAUACGACUGAGCGCUAAGGAGACGGCCCUCGAGCGCAUCGUCCGCAAGACGCAGGAAAUGACGACGGUCGAGAAGCGGCUAGCCGAAGACGACGACGAAGAGAUCGCGCAGCUCAUGGUAGACGCCAUCGCCAUCUCGGUCGACCCCUCCUCGGAGAGCAGCGUUGCCUGCUACCGCCAACUUCUGCCCGUCCCCCAAUCCGAGGACGAGGACGAGCCGGAACUCGACCCGCAAGAAAACGCGAUCAAGAUGGCGCUCGUCGACCACGCGAUCAUGAUCAAGAGGUGUUUGACGAGCUUUUCUCGCAGCUCAAACCCCGUCCUCCUGAAGGGAUACGAGGACUCUUAUAAACACUUCUUGUCGACAUUCGCGCCGGAGAUCGCAAUAUUUGCGCCCGUUCAACCAUCCCGGGAAACCGCUACCAAUACGCCGUCGCCAACUUGGCAACGGGGCUCUCCCACCAGCGAAAGCCAUCCCCAGGAGCAUAAGCCCAGCGCCUCGCUAACAAACGGUACCGGCAUCGUGGAAGAAGCGGCGGCGCAGCCCAUCUCUAUGAGGCAACGCGGGACGCGACUCAGCUUCUUGGGCGGCAAGAAGAAGGAUUCUCAACAGCUGAACGGCGACGCGACAAAUCUGCAACAGCCAAAGGCUGACAGCGAUUCUAAUAGCCAAGUAAGCAAAGGCAAGGAUAACUCGAACCGAAGGAGCAUAUUCCGCAGCCAGUCAAAUGACACGAAUACCAGCUCGAAUCAAUACGCCCAACCCUACCCAAACGGAAUCGUGGACCCAACCACGCCGGAUUGGGUGAUGGACCGGUCGCGCAAAAGUAAAGAGAUAGUCGACGUCGUCGAGAGGGACUUCGAUAGGCCUAACGACGGCGGGAUAGGGUUCAAUUCGGUCAGAAAGAGGCUAAGCAUGUUAAAGCUAGGAAAGAAACCGAGCAAGCCGAACGGCUUCUUCAUGGGAGGGGUAAACGAGGAGCCCUAG
Annulohypoxylon truncatum is the source of this 6111-nucleotide messenger RNA. RefSeq lists its product as uncharacterized. Bases 1 to 6111 code for a protein of 2036 amino acids. Gene Ontology annotation, biological process: small GTPase-mediated signal transduction. Gene Ontology annotation, molecular function: guanyl-nucleotide exchange factor activity; small GTPase binding. NCBI's taxonomy places the organism in Eukaryota, Fungi, Ascomycota, Sordariomycetes, Xylariales, Hypoxylaceae. The transcript is spliced from 2 exons. The record is from RefSeq and is a predicted model, not a curated record. Gene Ontology annotation, cellular component: cytoplasm; plasma membrane.